Molecule: messenger RNA, 891 nt
Organism: Auxenochlorella protothecoides
Lineage: Eukaryota; Viridiplantae; Chlorophyta; Trebouxiophyceae; Chlorellales; Chlorellaceae
Product: Cystinosin
Exons: 4
Coding region: 1-891 (296 amino acids)
Biological process (GO): L-cystine transport
Cellular component (GO): vacuolar membrane
Molecular function (GO): L-cystine transmembrane transporter activity
Source: RefSeq, a predicted model, not a curated record
AUGGGGCUCAUUGUGGGACUGAGUCUUCCAUCCAACCCGGAGCUGCCUGCACCACUGAACAUCGUCAGCCCCAUCAUCGGCUGGACCUACUUUGCAGCUUGGAGCGUUUCGUUCUAUCCACAAGUCUGGCUCAACUACACUCGCAAGAGCGUGUCUGGCUUGUCACUGGACUUCCAGAUCCUUAACCUCCUGGGCUUCAUCUGCUAUGCUGUGUACAACGUAUCGCUGUAUUGGAAUGCUGCCAUCCGUGAGGCAUACCGCCUUGUACACGGGGGCAACUCGCCUGCCGUCCACGCCAACGACGUCUUCUUUGCACUGCAUGCGGCGGUGCUGACAAUGGUCACCCUGGCGCAGAGCCUGGCGUAUCCGAGUAGCCGGACCCCACCCAGCCGGCUGUGUGUAGCCGCGGUGGUGGCUACCAGCGGGGCCGUCCUGGCUUAUGCCGCCGCCCUGUACUGGGCCCCGGGCCUGCAUCCAUCCUGCCUCAACGGCUGCACUGAAGGCACCUGGUUCACCUGGCUGAAUUUGCUGUACCUAGUCUCCCUCGUCAAGCUGGCGGUGUCCCUGGUGAAGUACAUUCCUCAGGUGAUCCUGAACCAUCGCCUGCGCUCCACUCGUGGAUGGAAUGUGUGGAACGUGCUGCUCGAUUUUGAGGGAGGCGCCCUCUCGCUUGCCCAGAUGAUCAUUGACAACAGUGUUUGCGGGGAUUGGAGCGCCAUUACUGGCAACCCUGUCAAGUUUGCCCUGGGAUUCGUAUCUAUGUUUUUUGACGUCAUAUUCGUCGGCCAGCAUGUGGCGUUCGGAAAGCGGCGCGGGGUCCAGGAUGCAGAGGGCGAGGAGGGGAGUGGAUUGCUUCCAGUGAGCGACGAGGCGCAGCCCGCAAACGUAUGA